Messenger RNA from Anguilla anguilla (European eel), 3561 nucleotides. Its product is annotated as 5-hydroxytryptamine receptor 7. Lineage: Eukaryota; Metazoa; Chordata; Actinopteri; Anguilliformes; Anguillidae. Gene Ontology annotation, cellular component: plasma membrane; dendrite. The transcript has 2 exons. The record is from RefSeq and is a predicted model, not a curated record. Gene Ontology annotation, molecular function: G protein-coupled serotonin receptor activity; neurotransmitter receptor activity. Bases 245 to 1519 code for a protein of 424 amino acids. Gene Ontology annotation, biological process: smooth muscle contraction; chemical synaptic transmission; vasoconstriction.
UUUGAUUCUGCUGUUUUUAGAGCAGGUUGGAAACGAGCACUAAAGAAAGCCUUGCACUUACUAAAGCUUAAUGCCACAGCUUCUUUUUUUUGCCAAUGAAUUUUGUUUAAAGCCUAUCAUAUAUUUAAAAUAUAGCAUCACUGGCACAACCAGGACAGACAGUUCAGUAAGGUUUUGGAGCUGUGUGGGACUACAUCUGUCUUGUAUGCACGCUAUUCAGCCCUAAUGGACAAAGAGAAUCAACAUGUUUAUGGAUUUCAUCGGCGAUUUUUUCAGCAUUAAUAUGAGAGCAUACAUGAAAGAAGAGCGUGAGAAAGAACUUGGCACAAUUAGCAUGAUUUCAGAGACCCUCGACCCACGUCUCUUAAUGGUGCAAGACACAACAUCUACCACUUUGCCAACUUCCAAUGUGAUGGAGAAUGAUACAAGAUGCGGGGAACAGAUUCUGCGCCAUGGCAGCGUGGAGAAGGUGUUGAUAGGGGCAAUUCUCACUAUGCUAACUUUUCUGACGAUCUGCGGAAACUUGCUGGUGGUCAUAUCUGUGUGUUUUGUAAAGAAGCUGCGACAGCCCUCUAAUUAUCUGAUCGUGUCCCUUGCUGUCGCAGAUUUGUCUGUGGCACUGGCCGUGAUGCCGUUUGUCAGUAUUACAGACCUUAUAGGCGGACAGUGGAUUUUCGGUCAAGUCUUUUGCAACGUUUUCAUUGCCAUGGAUGUGAUGUGCUGUACAGCUUCUAUCAUGACCCUCUGUGUAAUCAGUAUCGACAGGUACCUUGGCAUUACUAAGCCCUUGACUUACCCUGUAAGACAGAGUGGGAAAUGUAUGGCCAAGAUAAUCCUGUCCGUUUGGCUUUUAUCGGCUUCCAUUACUCUGCCCCCUUUGUUUGGCUGGGCACAGAACGUGAAUGACGACAAGGUGUGUUUAAUCAGUCAAGAUUUUGGCUACACAAUUUAUUCCACCGCAGUUGCGUUCUACAUCCCUAUUUCAGUGAUGCUAAUCAUGUACUAUAGAAUAUACCGAGCCGCCAAGGUGAGCGCGGCGAAGCACACCAUCGCCGGCUUCCCACGGGCGGAGGAGGACGAGAACGUGGACUGUGUCACUGCGGCCCUGAAACUACAGCGAGAAGUGGAGGAGUGCACUAGUUUUUCCCGUCUUUUGAAGAACGACAGGAAGAACAUUUCUAUUUUCAAGCGGGAGCAGAAGGCGGCGACCACGCUGGGGAUAGUUGUGGGGGCCUUCAGCGUCUGCUGGUUGCCUUUCUUCCUGCUCUCCACAGCCCGGCCAUUCAUAUGCGGCGUGGAGUGUAGCUGCAUUCCCUUCUGGGUGGAGAGGACCCUGCUAUGGCUGGGCUACGCCAACUCUCUCAUCAACCCAUUAAUUUACGCGUUCUUUAACCGGGACCUCAGGACCACCUACCGUAACCUGCUCCGAUGCAAGUACAGGAACAUAAACCGCAAGCUUUCAGCUGCCAGCAUGCAGGAGGCGCUCAAGCUUGCUGAAAGACCAGACCUGGUACUGUAGAUAAGUGUUUGUAAUUGUGCCCCAAAGGGAAAAAUUCAAGAACCCAAAACUAGGCCACGUUUAAAUGUUCAGCCUUCAUUUUUUAGAAGUUACAUCACAGACUUGAAUUAAAUGAACAAGACGCUCAUUUUGCAAUUUUACAACCCUGAUGGUACAACUGAAAACAAAGUUGUUUAAUUUUUUAAUUUUGUUUGAUAAGCUAAAUUAUGUAUAUACUGUAUGAUAUAACCUGCAUUUCUUGUAAAUCUAUGUAGAGCGAUGUCAGCUAUUUCAUCAUUGUUAUAUAACAUGGGACCUCUAUGAAACUGAAACUCAUAAAUGAGACCUGACCUAUAACUGACCAUUCCAGAGGAGUUAUCAUGAAGAUAAGCAAUCAUAUUACUCUCUGAAUACACAGUUGAACCUGAUCAAUAGCUUAGAAGGUCAUCUGCUUUUCAGGUUGCAAUGAUAAACUACAGCCAGCCAUGCAAUCCUUGGGUAGACAUCUUAAGUUGUCAUAAUAAAAUAUGGUCACUGCGAAAUGUGUAGGCUUUUAUUUAUUGAUUUUUAAAAACUUAUUAUUAUGCAUUAUUUUAGUAAUAUAUGAAACUUCCCAACAAAAGGAGUAUUUAUGGGCCAAAGAGAAAUUGAAUAUUGAUAGAGAUUCUUGCUUUUUAAUUGUAAUGCAUAUAUUUCAUAUUUAUAAUUAUUAUAGCCAAAAAACACAUUGAACAGUGAAGUAUUUUACUCAGGAGCAAACACAAGACUGCAUGCAAGGACAAACGUGGAUUUAUAUACUACUUAUUGGCUAUUAACUGUACCCUAGUAUCCAGUUAUAAAUCAAAUAUUAAAAAUAUCAUAAGACCACACAAAUAGAUAUCUAGUAAUAAAGCAUUUUCAAAUAUGUGUUGUUAUGCGUACAUGUGUUUUGUUGUUAUUAUUACAAAUAUGAAGACUUCAAACAAGAGGGGUUGAACAUUCUAUUAAUAUUGCAUUUAAUUGAGGAGCUAUUGAAAUUAUUCUGAAUGCUUAUUCCAUUCGCAUGAACUUGAAGUGUGCAGGUAGUUAUUCAUUUGUAAUAUCAGUCACUGGUAAGCAAAUAUGAUUAAAAAUGAAUACGUUUGAGAGAAAUUGGUAUGUAAAAGCAAAAACAUUUGAAUUGAAAGGAAUGUAUUUUGGGUGGAUUUGUUGACAUGUUAUACUUGUAGUUUGUGCCUCAAAUUGUCUUACAAUAGCUCUUACCACAUAUUAUGUUGUUCCAAUUGUAGGCGUAAGAACAGUUUGUUUUUCAAAGGUCUCAUAAUUCAACAAAAAAUGUAAUACACUACUAUCCAUUUAUUGGACCAUGUGGUUGCUAGCUCCAAGAGAAUGAGACUGUUCAUGUUUAUGUCGUGAUUAGGUCAAAUACCAAGCUGUUUUAAACUGUCAUUUUCAAUGCAAUGUUUUACAGUGUAUGCAUGCAACAAGCUUAUUUGUAACAGACAUUCUGAAUCCACAUAUUCAGAAUUUUCAAAUAUUCACAAUGUUGCCUGCAUGCAAACCUGGUCACUGUUGGACAUGUUCAAUAUAUUGUGCUGUAAUAUUAAAUGGAUUGCUAUUUAAAGACUAUUCAUUACUAAAGAAUGCAUAGGUUUCCACUGUGUGUUUAGCAAAUUUACUUAUGACAUGUUUGCUUGUCACAGGAAAUGCCAUUUAGAGCCUUAUAACUUGUUAGUUUUAGGUUCAAAUCCUGAACUCCUCCAAAAGGAAAUAAUUAACCUUGCAGUUCAUUUGAAUUACAUCCUGAGCGUAAAAUGUGAGGUAUAUUGGUCUAAACCACGAAUUAGAUGUUCUCGAGUGAUAUACAUAGGUCUUCAGUGGAAUAGGAGCUGGUAGUUUUCAGAAGCUAAACAAUACCAUCAUGCUAUACCAGUUGAGCACUCUGUCUGUUAAUAUUAUAUCUGGAAUAAUUAAAUAGGGAGUAUUUAUGUUGAAUUCAACCAGUAACCGUAUAUUUUACUUAUCAUUAAACUGACAGCAAAACAGAAGUAUCUGUAAUGUAUGACCAGCUGUAUUUUGUGUAU